GGUAGAGGGGAGGGAACUAUCUUGACUAGGUGGAGCUUGAAUAUUGAACUUGUAACUGUUGUCUGCAGUGAUAUCAUAACACUGCAAUAUGAGGACACGCUCAUAUGACCGCCACCCGUCUCCAUCCCUGGGCUUGGCACAGGUGUGAAGGUAGGCAUGGGGAAUAAAAGGAAGAGGAAGGAUGCCAGCUGAGCCCCUCACCCCUCUGCAAUCAACCGACUACUAAAUAAAGACAGAAUAUGGCUCAGUCCGUGAGGAGGCCGGAGACCCUAGGAGCCAUGGACCACGAGCCCCAGAGGGACAAGACCAGGACCAGCUACUUUGGCAACGUCAAGACCAGGCUGGGAUCCAAGCUUCCUCCUGGCGUCUCUCAGCCUCCACAGUUCGCUAAGCGGCCCUGGGAGACUCAACCUCAGGGCCGAGUGAUGCAGGAGCCUGCAGCCGGCAGCCAGCGUCAACACCAACACCAACAACCCGCCGGGGGCCGGCCUCUCAGCCACACCCCCCACAUCAGAAACCCCAAACUGAGGCAGUACUACCUGCAAGGGACUUCAUGGGACUUAAACAAUACUGCAGUGAAGCAAGAGAAUAUGAGUGGACCGUCAGGUGACGGCACACGCAGCAUGGGUCUCCCUGGGGACACGGUGUUCAGUGUCUCGUCUCAGUUCAACAGUAACGGUGCAUCCUCAGCAGAAGAGGGCAAACUGGGUCACCGUCCCUCCAUUUGCUCUUCAACUCUACCCUCGUUGACGUCUGCUACCCUCCUCUCUAGAGAGCAGCUGGUCGUCCCGAAGGGAAAAAACCCUUCCACCGGUCAGGGAUCGUCUCAACCAGAACUGGACUCGGACUCUGAUCCUAAACCGAAGCGAGAGACGGAGGCUGAUGUGGAUUCUUUGGAAACGCUCGCUGCUCAACCUCAGCCACCCUCACCAGAGGCAGAAUAUGACAAACUACUGGAUGUGGAAGCGGUGCCGAUGCCUGACGGACAGCUCUGCUUACUGGCUCUGCCACCAGAGUGCUGCGAGGGCGAGGGACCGGAGGCCAUGCGGUACCUCAAACUGUUCUGCCGCUACAUCACAGAUCGUAAGGGUGUUGUUUCAGGUAUCCUGUUGGUGACGUCCAAUAAGAUCUUCUUUGACCCAUGUAAGACGCACGCUCUGGUGAAGGAACACGGCUGUGAAGAAUACCUCCUGUCGUGCUCUGUUGACAAUCUGGCGUCUGUCUCCUUCUUCUCGGACAUCUCACAUGUUCACUUCAACACGUCCCAGCAGAGGAGAAAAGGAAAGAAAAUUUUCCAGAAGUUGAAAACCGCCAAAAGCCGAGCAGGCGGCUUCUCAAACCCAAAGGGGGAGUCGGUCCCGGCUCUGCUGUCUGUGGCUCCAUCAGAUUUUUCCCGUCUGGCUCUGAGCCUGACCAGAGAGGUUUGUGGGGAGGAAGAAGAGGCGGAGAGCAUAGACAUGGCGGAGGCUGAAGUGGAGUUUGAUAGCAGCCCUCUGGAGGUGCUGUCAGAGGCGUCUGUGGGCGGCCUGGGAGUGACUGUCCUGAGCAGCGCCGCCACCUUCUGCUGUGGAGGUCAAGAGGUGGCGAGUAAAGUGAAGACGGCGCUGCUGCAUGCUGAUGAGACAGGGAAGUCCUCUGUGAAGAGUCAGACUGCAGCGCCUCGGAGGUCAUCGGCAGGAAGUCCUGGGAGUCUGAUGUUUGUGCGGCUGCGGGUUCAGCCGUCUGCAGGAAAGAAAAAGGGAGCAGGAGGCCUUCAGCUGGGGUCGGCCAAAACGUUACCCAGAAGGGAUGCCUGGCUCGCCCUCUCACAAGAGAGCUCCGACGAGCUGUACGCCUACCUUACACACUGUCGACCAGACUUGUGUAUACUUGAGGUGGGGGAGGAAGAGGAGGAGGUGGACCGGGACGAAGAGGAGUUUGUCCUCAUCGAGGACAAAGAGGAAGUAGAAGGGGAGGAAGAGGAGGAGGAGGAGGACGAGGAGGUGUUCCAGAGGCACCGCAGCUCAGGGGACGACUGGGAGAUGGUGUUGAUGGAAGAGAGCGGGGAGAAGCCAACGCUGGUCAUCGACAGGGAGCCCGACGGACUCAAUAACAUCGUGGAGAGCAGCAACAUUUUAGAAGCUUCACAUGUCAGAGAGCUAUGUAAGGAGCUCCCCCCGAGGACAGUUGGCCACAGCUGGCAGCUGACUUACAGUACGUCCCGUCACGGCGCCAGCCUCAAGUCCCUCUACAGGAAACUCAGCUCCACAGAGUCCCCUGUGCUUAUCGUCAUCAAGGAUGCGCUCGAUGAGAUAUUCGGGGCCUUCCUCUCUCACCCUCUGAAGCUCAGUGAGGCGUUCUACGGCACGGGAGAGACUUUCCUCUACAUGUUGCAUCCUCGCUUCAAGUGCUUCAAGUGGACUGGAGAGAACUCCUUCUUUAUUAAAGGAGAUUUGGACUCCUUUGCUAUUGGUGGAGGCAGUGGUCACUUUGGUCUGUGGGUGGAUGAGAAUCUGUACCUGGGUCGCAGCAGCCCCUGCUACACCUUCAACAAUUGCUGCCUCUCGGAAACCGACGACUUCCGAGUGAUGGAGCUGGAGGUGUGGACGUUCACCUGAAGAGACCGCUGCGUUUCUCUUUUGACUCGCCUCGUCCCUGCUGAUCAGCUUUAUAAAGUUUAUCACUGAGCAAAAAACAAAUACAGCAGCUCAUUCAUUUCAUGGUAACAUCCAUGUAAAAAAAAUCUACCACAAACUGCUGGAUUUAUCCGUGUGAUUAAGUGCUGUGGAUUUCACUGAACUGGACUGAACUGAACAGAGCAACUCGAUGCCCCGGAGUGAGGGUUUAUUGGUGUGGACUCAUGGUUGACUCAUUCCUGUGGGUUUGGCAGCAAAACUGUGAACUGAGUGGAGCUGAACUGGAUUCUUUGAGUCCAGAAUGGAGAGGGGUUACAAGUCCCAAUGACUUUGCUUUUAAUGUGAAUCAGUAACUUAAUGAUAUCUCAUCAUUUAUCAUGUAAACAUGACGUCUUUUAAAGGUAGUGCAUGUCCCCGCUUUCAUAUAACUGUGUUCAGUUAAAGCGGGAGGUUUGAAACACACAUUAAGUCUUCUUAUGAAUAGAUUUCUCUAUUGAAUGUCCUUGAAAUACAAGCUCCCAUCAUCGGACACCAAUCGUUUUAAUGUUUUUUUUUUAUCAGUUAGUGUCAUAAAUUAAGACUUGAAAUAAUCACGUGCGAACACUUGGAGCUCCACUUUGAGAAAAGCUUCUCAAUUGAAGAACAUCUGCACUCGCAAUGGAUCUUAAGAGUCUCAUUCAUGUCUAUUCUGAACUCUUUUCAUUUCAAGUGCUGACUCAUGCACCACUGUGGUUUCUGAACAUGACUGAGAAAGAAUAAGCUUUGAGUUAAUGCAAUUUUGUCUCAAUUCAACUGUAUCCGUGUGUAUGCUCUCUCACUCUAAAAGCCCGGUCUACUUUCUCUCUCGUAGAUUAGUUAAUAAAAAUCAGCACAAAGUGAACAUUUAAACUCUAAAAAAAA
Sebastes umbrosus (honeycomb rockfish) is the source of this 3515-nucleotide messenger RNA. RefSeq names its product nuclear receptor coactivator 7. Gene Ontology annotation, biological process: regulation of transcription by RNA polymerase II; response to oxidative stress. Bases 240 to 2597 code for a protein of 785 amino acids. The record is from RefSeq and is a predicted model, not a curated record. The transcript has 16 exons. Gene Ontology annotation, cellular component: nucleus. NCBI's taxonomy places the organism in Eukaryota, Metazoa, Chordata, Actinopteri, Perciformes, Sebastidae.